Molecule: messenger RNA, 815 nt
Organism: Parasteatoda tepidariorum (common house spider)
Lineage: Eukaryota; Metazoa; Arthropoda; Arachnida; Araneae; Theridiidae
Source: RefSeq, a predicted model, not a curated record
UGGAAAUCAAAAAUUAUAAGCACUCACUAUUUUAAAGUGUGUUUAUUUUUAUAUCAGCUCCAAUUCCUGAAGUCCAAGUUCAUUACCUUUCAUGUUGUAGGAACAAAAGCUUCUGAUAACAGUCAUUGUCUCAUUUUUCAGGAUGGUUUGAUAACAGCAGCUGAUAUCGCUUUCCACCCCUAACGAAGAAUAUUAAAUAAUUGAUGUUAUUUAAUUUUGUUGUGGUUGGGGAUUAAAGAAAACAAAAUAUGGAGGAGGGAAGCACAUCAGCUGUCAUUGAACAUCAUGAAUUGGAAGCCUUUGCUGGAGUCGAACCUAAGUUCGAUUUACAUCCAAAUCACAAUCGUGGAAGUUUUCUUUCUACUAUUUCUAUGACAUCUUGUGUUAUUUCUUAUUCACCAUCUGCCAAGUUUUUGUUGUAUGUUUUACUUCUGCUAACUUGCAUACCUUUGAUAGUGUGCGGUGCCUUCACGAGUAUAUUUAUUGAAGAUGGCAACUACAGCGCAGCUGUUGUAUCAUUCUUUGCAGCUUGCUUAUCUGUUGGUACUGCAUCACUGUUCGUGACUCACUUGCUAUCGAAACUUGAAAAAGUGCACGACACUGGUACUUUGGAAGGCUUAAAAAUCCUUGGCAUGAUAAUGAGUGUAUCUUCUGGAAUCUCACUUGGUGUAUUCACAAUAUUAGCAUUUUUCAAAAAACAAGCUUUUGAGCUUCAUGGGGAGAAUUAUUUUUCAUCAGCUGUUUUUGGUGGAAUAUGUUUAGUCGUGAGUAUUCAACUCUACCUGACAGCGCAGUGGUAUCAGAAUGCUUUGAAG